Messenger RNA from Porites lobata, 832 nucleotides. The record is from the annotation of a GenBank genome assembly. Lineage: Eukaryota; Metazoa; Cnidaria; Anthozoa; Scleractinia; Poritidae.
AUGAAGAAGAAGUGGCUACACACAAUAAGGAGAGAGGAAGGAAAAUACUUCAAGGUGACUAAAAGCACAAGGGUUCGACAACGACAUUUCAGGGAAGGCGAUAUAAAAAAAACCCUUUCUGGGAAAAAUGAACUAAAAGACGGAGUUGUUCCCAGGCUCUGUUUUUCCGUGGAUUCGAACAUCGCCACGUAAAAGAAAGGAGCCGAUGGAAAGACACUUUGAAGAGACCGCUUCGAAAAGUGCAUCAAGGAAAUUGUCUUCUUCAGUUGUUGUCAUGGAAGAAUUAUCAAAUGAAAUGGUACCAGAUGUAUCAGAUUUAAGCUCACAAUUUGAAAACGUAGAAACACAAACUGAUUUGACUGAGCACGAAGCCUACUUGACGGAAAUCAUUGACAACAAUAACAAAAGGAUUUAUGAGCUAGAACAAGAAAUUGAUGAACUUAAGCGUCAGCUGCAAGAUACCCAGUGGCGGAAUAAUGCCCUUAAUAAGAGACUGUUUUCCUUUGAAAACUUAAAGUCAAAAGAUUCCAAUGCUGCUUUUUAUUCCGGCUUCCAAACCUGGGAUGCUUUUAUGGCUGUUUUUGAGUACCUUGAUCCUGGCGAGCGAGGUGAGAACAUUUCCUUCUGGCGAUCUUCCACUGACAUCACAUCUGAUUAUAGCGAGGACCAAACGGAUGAAUUACUAACGAAAAAGGGGAGAGCUCGAUCUUUAAAGCCCCUUGACGAAUUUUUUAUGGUGAUGUGUAGGCUGAGGCAAGGAUUUCCUGAAGAUCAUUUAGCUAACUUAUUCAAUGUAUCAACUCCCACAGUGAGUAGAAUAUUUAUCACAUAG